AGCCUGGCCAGGGCUGGGGCUGGGACAGCUGCGGCCGCGCGGGGCAUGGAGCUGGCAAGCCCGCGCUGAGGCAGGACGCGCCUGCUAGCAGCGAGCGAGUGGCUCUCCUCAUCCGGCGUUUGGGCUCCCCGGCCCGGGCUGCGCAAACUUUUCUUUCUCUUUUGCCCUCUGCAGAGGCGCCUUCUGCGGUGGCGGACCGACUCCUCGGCGCGGCGGGGCCGGGGCAAGCUGGACGCAGCAUGAUGCGUGCAGUGUGGGAGGCGCUGGCGGCGCUGGCAGCAGUGGCGUGCCUGGUGGGCGCGGUGCGCGGCGGGCCCGGGCUCAGCAUGUUCGCGGGCCAGGCGGCGCAGCCCGACCCGUGCUCCGACGAGAACAGCCACCCGCGCCGCUGCAUCCCUGACUUUGUCAACGCGGCCUUCGGCAAGGAUGUGCGCGUGUCCAGCACCUGCGGCCGGCCGCCGGCGCGCUACUGCGUGGUGAGCGAGCGCGGCGAGGAGCGGUUGCGCUCCUGCCAUCUCUGCAACGCGUCGGACCCCAAGAAGGCGCACCCGCCAGCCUUCCUCACGGAUCUCAACAACCCGCACAACCUGACGUGCUGGCAGUCCGAGAACUAUCUGCAGUUCCCGCACAACGUCACGCUCACGCUGUCGCUCGGCAAGAAGUUCGAGGUGACCUACGUGAGCCUGCAGUUCUGCUCGCCACGGCCCGAGUCCAUGGCCAUCUACAAGUCCAUGGACUACGGGCGCACGUGGGUGCCCUUCCAGUUCUACUCCACGCAGUGCCGCAAGAUGUACAACCGGCCGCACCGCGCGCCCAUCACCAAGCAGAAUGAGCAGGAGGCCGUGUGCACGGACUCUCACACUGACAUGCGCCCGCUCUCCGGCGGCCUUAUCGCCUUCAGCACGCUGGACGGGCGGCCCUCCGCUCACGACUUCGACAACUCGCCAGUGCUGCAGGACUGGGUCACGGCCACCGACAUUCGCGUGGCCUUCAGCCGCCUGCACACGUUCGGCGACGAGAACGAGGACGACUCGGAGCUGGCGCGCGACUCGUACUUCUACGCAGUGUCAGACCUGCAGGUGGGCGGCCGCUGCAAGUGCAACGGCCAUGCGGCCCGCUGCGUGCGCGACCGAGACGACAGCCUGGUGUGCGACUGCAGGCACAACACAGCGGGUCCUGAGUGUGACCGCUGCAAGCCCUUCCACUACGACCGGCCCUGGCAGCGCGCCACCGCCCGCGAGGCCAACGAGUGCGUGGCCUGCAAUUGCAACCUGCAUGCCCGGCGCUGCCGCUUCAACAUGGAGCUCUACAAGCUGUCGGGGCGCAAGAGCGGGGGUGUCUGUCUCAACUGCCGCCACAACACUGCCGGCCGCCACUGCCACUACUGCAAGGAAGGCUACUACCGCGACAUGGGCAAGCCCAUCACCCACCGGAAGGCCUGCAAAGCCUGUGAUUGCCACCCCGUGGGUGCUGCUGGCAAAACCUGCAACCAAACCACCGGCCAGUGUCCCUGCAAGGAUGGUGUGACGGGCAUCACCUGCAACCGCUGUGCCAAAGGCUACCAGCAGAGCCGCUCUCCCAUCGCCCCCUGCAUAAAAAUCCCCGUGGCACCGCCGACCACUGCAGCCAGCAGCGUGGAGGAGCCAGAAGACUGUGAUUCCUACUGCAAGGCCUCCAAAGGGAAGCUGAAGAUUAACAUGAAAAAGUACUGCAAGAAGGACUAUGCCGUCCAAAUCCACAUCCUGAAGGCAGACAAGGCGGGGGACUGGUGGAAGUUCACGGUGAACAUCAUUUCCGUGUACAAGCAGGGCACCAGCCGCAUCCGGCGCGGUGACCAGAGCCUGUGGAUCCGCUCGCGGGACAUCGCUUGCAAGUGCCCCAAAAUCAAACCCCUCAAGAAGUACCUGCUACUGGGCAACGCGGAGGACUCGCCCGACCAGAGUGGCAUCGUGGCGGACAAGAGCAGCCUGGUGAUCCAGUGGCGGGACACGUGGGCGCGGCGGCUGCGCAAGUUCCAGCAGCGCGAGAAGAAGGGCAAGUGCAAGAAGGCCUAGCGCGGAGGCAG
Messenger RNA from Pteropus alecto (black flying fox), 2065 nucleotides. RefSeq names its product netrin 1 (gene NTN1). Lineage: Eukaryota; Metazoa; Chordata; Mammalia; Chiroptera; Pteropodidae. The coding region runs from base 240 to 2054 and encodes 604 amino acids. The record is from RefSeq and is a predicted model, not a curated record. The transcript is spliced from 7 exons. Gene Ontology annotation, molecular function: protein binding.